Molecule: messenger RNA, 2295 nt
Organism: Agelaius phoeniceus (red-winged blackbird)
Lineage: Eukaryota; Metazoa; Chordata; Aves; Passeriformes; Icteridae
Gene: IFT27
Product: intraflagellar transport 27
Molecular function (GO): GTP binding; GTPase activity
Source: RefSeq, a predicted model, not a curated record
CACGCGGUUGCCAAGGCCUUGGCUCACCGCGGUGGCGGUGCCGCCGCCGCCGUCCGGGCGCGGGCCGGCGCGAUGGUGAAGCUCGCUGCCAAGUGCCUGCUGGCAGGUGAUCCAGCUGUGGGUAAGAGUGCUUUAGCCCAGAUGUUUCGCAGUGAUGGGGCUCAUUUUCAGAAGAACUACACACUGACAGCGGGCAUAGAAUUGUUGGUGAAGGCUGUAUCAGUUCCAGAGACAAAUGAUAGUGUGGAAUUCUUCAUUUUUGACUCUGCAGGAAAAGAUCUAUUUUCUGAAAUGCUGGAGAAACUGUGGGAGCAACCCAACGUCCUGUGCCUUGUGUAUGAUGUCACUAGUGAGCAAUCUUUCAACAACUGUAACAAAUGGUUGGAGAAGCUGAGGGCUCAAGCAGUUGGGAUGUACAUCCCAGGUGUCUUAGUGGGAAAUAAAACAGACCUAGCUGAUCGUCGAGUUGUGGAGCAGGAACAAGCACAGGAGUGGGCUGAGAAACAUGGCCUGGAAUACUGUGAGAUGUCAGUGAAGGAAAUGAAAAAUUUUGAGGCCCCUUUCCACAUCCUGGCAAAGUUAUUCCACCAACUGUACAAAGAGAAAGUGGAAACUUUUCACUCACUAGCCUGACUGAAUCUGUUUCUUUCCUUCGGCGUGGCUCGCUGUCCCUGCCUGGUGGGAGCUGUGUCGCGUCCAACCGCUGUCACUUGGUGACGCAGUGCCCUCUGCUGGUCCCAGGUCACAGGAGUUCUCCAGAGGCUGCCACCUCCCUUGAAGUGAGCAGGAAGGGCUUCCUGCAGGCACAUCCAAACUGGCGUAGCUGCAAAAUGGAGUGAAAUUGCAAGAAUACCUUUUCUAUUCUAAAGAUGAAUCUAAAACUUACAAAAAAUUACCUUUUCUUCUUCAUGUCUUUAUCAUCUUACAUAUUGUUGUGUCAUUUUUGUCAGCUGAAUUUGGCAAUACUGUUCUGAUUAGGUUCAGCUCUCAAUCUCAAAAUCAGAGUCCUCUUAUUAAAGUCUCUCUGCUUGUCAUUGAAUUUCAGAUAAAAGACCACGGUUCUGAUGUUGCUAGUGGAAACAGAACUAAGGAAAUGAAAGACAGCCUGGCUAAGUUACUCUGACUCAGCUGUGUCUGGCUAGAAGUUUCAUAUUAGAAAGGGUAAAAGCCUAGAGAGAGUUGCUCUAUUGUGUGGAGUACUGAUGUUCCAUGUGUAGAGUCUUUGGUAAUGCAGUAUGCAAAAGCAUCUGUGGUAAGGCACUGCCUUGAACUGAGCCUAACACCAAGAGUUUCAAAAAUUUAACCAUUAUCUUCCCGAUUAUGGUAGACUCCCUUGGGCAAGGGAAGCUGAGUUUUGUAAAGACUGAGCACUGAGUGAUUUUUCAGGCAGCCUUUUCAGGAAUCUGUGUUUCAAGACUUCUAAAUGUGUGGUUUAUAAUCAUUUUUAUACCCAGUGCUAGGAAAAGUGCAUUAAAUUGAACGUAAGAAAUAUGGCUGCAGAUGUUGUAGCAGACUUUAUGAAGCACUUCAAUAAUCUGGAGAAGCAGUGGCCUCAUUUCACUGGCAACAGUGUGUUGAUGCUGAGAACUCACUAGGGAGCAUGAAUACCAGUUAAAGAGGAUGAGUAGCAGCUCAAUCUAUAAGAAGUAAAAACAAGAGGUUCUUUUGCUAAAAGCCAACUCAAAAAUGACAGAACAAGCUGGGAAAGCUCCUGCUUUCUCCAAAGAAGGAAGGAGUCCUCUAUGGACUUAGAGUAACUAGAAGACUCACUCUUUUUCAACCGGAUUAGCAUUACUGGCAUUUGUAUCUAGCACGGGUUUUCUUGUUAAUCCUGGGUGUUUUCUGUUGAUUUACAUAGGCCUUAUAGACUCUUCUUUGCAGGUGCUGGUAUCUGCACCUUUUAUUCUUACUCUGACUAGUAAGAAUAAAAGCUAUUUUGGAUGCUGUGCUGAUCCAGUUAAAGAACUAAAGAAGCUUUGUUUUUAUUUGGUAUUUCAUUUCCCUCUGGUUCUAUUGACAAUGUGAUCACAAAACAAGACUCGUAUUUUUUCAUAUUGAAAAUAACAUACCAGCUGUGUAUGUCACCUGUGACCUGGUGUGUCUAGGGGGAAGAAUGCCUUGGGAAUAGGUAAUAAAAUGAAUUCUGUGCAAUCUUUAACCAGGGAAUCUGUCUCUCUGCACAUGAAGGACCUCCCAUAACUUCAAAUAAACACUCUAAAUGUACCUGUAAGAUGAAGAUUGGUGAAUGCUGUUUUAUAAAAUAAAUGCAAAGGCUGGAGGAGCUCAUUAAGGGAA